AUGGGAGAGGAUAGGAUAAGCAAUUUACCUGUUGAUCUGUUGCACCAUAUUCUUUCAUUGGUACCAGCUAAAUGUGCAAUGUCUAUUUGCAUUUUGUCCAAAAGAUGGAAGUAUGUGUCCAACUCUAUCCCUACACUUGAUUUCCGUAAAUGGAAAACUCAAAAAUAUUUUAGCGAAGAAGGAAAGAUGGAAACCAAAUCGUUCAAAAAUUUUCUGGACACAGUACUGUUUCUCCAUGAAAAGCCUAGUAUCCAGAAAUUCUGUCUUGAUUUGGAUGAGGAUUUUGACGAAUCUCAAGUUUCUAGAUGGAUCAGUAAUAUCAUUAAACGUAAAGUUGAAGAAUUUUAUCUUCAAAUGAUAUAUUCGAGGACAUUCUGCAUAAUUCCUCUGUCAUUUUUUACUUGUGAUUCGUUGACACUGCUGGAUUUACGUUGCAACGAAGAUGGUGUUGGCAAGUUCAUUAUUCCAAAGAAUCCAAACACAGUUUAUUUUCCAAAGCUCCAGAUCCUUCGGUUCCAGUCUCUUCAGUUUCUGGAUGAAAUAACCUCGACAAGAAAAUUCUUUUCGAACUGCCCCAUCCUUGAAGAGUUGAGUUUGACUUAUUGUGAGAUGUUCGCGCGGUUAUGCAUUGCAAACCCCACACUGAAGCACUUGGCCAUUACUCACUGUAGAUUACUAGAGUCUACGGUGGAGAUUUAUGCUCCUAAUCUAUUGACCAUUAGCUACAUAGCAAAGCCAGCAGAAGACUAUCUCCUCAGUAGAUUUCCGUCACUAGUCGAGGCCAAUAUUAAAUUUGAUAUUGAGGAUUUCAGUGAAUACGACCACCCAAUGGAAGUAUUUGUCAAGAUUUUUGAAAAGCUUUCAAGUGCAAAGCUCCUUAGAAUCCGUGCUGACUCAUUUCUGGUUCUAAGAGAAUCAGAUAUCCAAUUUAACGAUUCACUUACAUUUAGCAAUUUCAUCCAUCUGGAAGUUGAUUACCUAUUACAUUACGAUAGGUUUGAUUCACUCGAUUUGAUCAGAACAUUCUUCAAAUUUCUCCAGAGGUUGCCUAAUCUAGAAUCGAUUCUCUUUACUCAGAGUGUUAAAAUCACUUGCUUAGAGGAUGAUGAUUGUUGGUCACUUGAUCCUAGAUGUUCGCCACCACACCUCAAGGUAAUCAAAUUCAAAAUUUUCGAAGGGAAAUCAAUGGAGCUAAAUGUAAUUAAACUCUUUCUGAAGUAUGUCCGAUUUCUUGAGAGUGUAACCAUUGUAGCUUCUCUAAGGCUCUCCGAAGACCAUUUGGAACAAAACAGUGUUAUGAAGCAGCUUCUAAUAUUUCCGAAACCCCCAAAUUGUGUGGUUAAGUUCUUGACAAGCUCUAAAGACACUUAA
Messenger RNA from Papaver somniferum (opium poppy), 1371 nucleotides. Its product is annotated as F-box protein At4g09920-like. The transcript has 3 exons. Gene Ontology annotation, molecular function: protein binding. The coding region runs from base 1 to 1371 and encodes 456 amino acids. NCBI's taxonomy places the organism in Eukaryota, Viridiplantae, Streptophyta, Magnoliopsida, Ranunculales, Papaveraceae. The record is from RefSeq and is a predicted model, not a curated record.